AUGACUUCUAAAAUUAGUGAUGAAAAUGGGUUGAUUUCUCAAGAUCAAUCUGAAGAUAAUAAGAAGACUAAUGAGCAAAGUUCAACUAUUAUUAAGUGGGAAGCACCAAUAGGGAAUUGGAUAAAAAUAAAUACAAGCUGUGCCUUUUCUGAUGAACAAGGAAUUGCAUCAAUAUGUUUUGCAGUGAGAGAUUCAAAUGCAUGGCUUUUGGAUGGAUGGAAUUGUAGGCUCAACGUUGAGUCACCUUUGCAAGCUGAGAUUAAAGUUAUGGAAUCUGCAAUAAGCUAUGCGAUCGAGAAUGAACUUGAUGAGGUAAUUUUUGAAUCGGAUAAUGAAAUUUUGAUUGAUUCUAUUAUUAAAGAAAAGACCCCACCUGAAUGGGGUUGUGAUACAUUGCUUGAAAAUAUUCAAGCUUUGAGAAAUAAUAUUAGGAAUCAUAAAUUUCUUUGGCUUCCCAAAGAAGCAAAUUUGGUAGCUGAUUGGAUGGCUAAGGUUUCUUUAAAUGAGCCACGUCAUGUGGAUUGGGUCCUCGGUCCUCCCAGUUUUGUGCAAGAUCUUAUUAUGAAGGAUUACUUAGAGAUUGCUCAAAGAUUAAGAAGAUGA
Prosopis cineraria is the source of this 603-nucleotide messenger RNA. RefSeq lists its product as uncharacterized. The transcript has a single exon. Gene Ontology annotation, molecular function: RNA-DNA hybrid ribonuclease activity; nucleic acid binding. The record is from RefSeq and is a predicted model, not a curated record. Lineage: Eukaryota; Viridiplantae; Streptophyta; Magnoliopsida; Fabales; Fabaceae. The coding region runs from base 1 to 603 and encodes 200 amino acids.